GUCCGUCUACCGGGUAGAGCAGGAUAUAAGUUAUCACCGGGACAGAGAGUCUAAGAGUAGUUAGUUAGGUUAAAUGAGACGACUUCAGUGUAAUUUGUUGAGGAAUUUGAGCUUCACUGUGUGAUGGUAACCGGACGCAGAGGAGAUUGGUGCGCGCACGUCGUGGAGCGGCACCAGUCCGGGAUCAACUUCGCGCUGCUGAUCAUUUCAUACAUCCUGUACCUCAUCAUCGGUGCCGCGAUCUUCUCCGCCAUCGAGCUGCCCUACGAACGCGAACUUCGGAAGGAGCUGAAAGUAGCCAGACUUGACUUCCUGAGCAACAACACCUGCGUGUCUGACGCGCACCUUGAGGAGCUGCUGGCUCGCGCGCUGGUGGCCAGUAAUUAUGGAGUGUCCGUCCUUGGUAACGACACCAACAAGAACUGGGACUUUGUGUCCUCUUUGUUCUUCACCAGCACUGUGCUGACAACUACAGGUUAUGGCCACUCUGUUCCUCUGUCUGAUGGAGGGAAGGCAUUCUGUAUCUUCUACUCCCUCGUCGGAAUCCCCGCUACCCUCUUCUUCCUCUCUGCCAUAGUGGAGAGGCUAAUGGACCUGCUGUCUCGAAACCCGACCUCCCACUUUCAUCGAAGGUGGGCCAUGUCAAGACCAAAGCUGGCCAUAAUCCACGCCGCCUCUCUCAGCAUCAUCAUGGCUCUGCUCUUCCUCUUUAUCCCCGCCUGGAUCUUUAUGGCCAUGGAAAAAGACUGGAACUUUCUGGAGUCUCUGUAUUUCUGUUUCAUCUCACUGACAACUAUAGGCCUUGGGGAUUAUGUCCCUGGAGAAAUUCAAAAUAAAGAGGACAACCCACACCCACACAUGUACAGGCUUGCCAUUACAGUCUAUUUGCUGGUGGGCUUGGUGUGCGUCCUGGUGGUGUUGGAAACCUGUUACGAGCUUCCCCAGCUCAAACUCCUCAGGCGGAGGUUUUACAAAGAAAAUGUUCAAGAGCUGGACUCCGAAGCCACCAACAUCAUCAGCCGCGAUCAACUGAGUGACCAGUUGCCUAACCCUGGAGAUCACAUGACCAAUCAGCUGCCAGUCAUCUCUUCUGUGUCACAACAGGCCGAUACGCUGCACCAGAAUGGCACGUCAGGGCCGUACACCCCAGCUUCAGGAACCACUGUUAAUGAAAAGCUGAGCUAACAGCUGUCUAGAAUAACAUGGAGUAGGUGUGGUGGAAGUUAAUUAACUAGUUUAUCAACUUUUCCUUCUUAUUCCUGCUCUGUUAUUGCAUGAGCAUGCUGUAUGUACAUACAAUAGACACUUAGCAAAGUCAAGAUUCUUAAAAAAAAAAAAAAGAUUGCUCCCUGCCAACACCAAGACAGAUAUGUGCUGUGAAAACAGGAACCGCCCACUCGGCAUGGCAUUGUUUUCUCCCCACUUGCUUUAUCAACUGCAGAUACAGAUCACAGAGGAAGGGUCCGGCUCCAAAACGGAGGAAAACCCCACAAGUUUCCGACUCCGGACAAAGUCUUCAUGCUUUAACUCCAAAGCUGCACAGCUAUCUGUAGAGGACUUCACAUCCGGUCUUAGUACAUUAAAUAUCUGUGAUGGUAUUUGCAUAGGAAAUUUGCGUCAGGGCAAUCUUUUACCAUCUUAUGGCUUAGUGCAUGGCUCAUGCAGGUAUUCCAGGAAGAAGAUCAAGUGUUGGCUUUAAAUAAAUACUUUAAUACACGGUUCCUUUAAGUGGAGGAUUAGCUUUUAGCUCCUAAUGGCAUGUAGAAAAAUCUACACUGCAGUAUACAAGAGAUAUGCCACUAGAGGGAAGCACUUUCAUGUUGCAGGGAGGAGCUCUUUCAAAUGAAGUUAGAAAUUAAGAAAUGGAUGCAGAUGUUUUGGAGCCCAUAAUUUCAUUAAAUAAAUCCCAAUUUGCUGCUGAUAUGAGCUAAAUGAUCACCUAAUAGUGAAUGUUUUUUUUUGCCUGUAAUCAUUUUUAUAUAUGAAAAGGCAUACCCACGCUUUCAGACAACAAGUAAAUCAUUAUUGUUAUUUUUACUGGUUUAAGGGCUUUAACAAACACAGAACUUUAAUAUUGUUGUUUUUACCAAAUACACCUAAUGUUCUGGGUAUAAUAUAAAUUUUGAAUCACAACUAUUGUGUAAGGGUAUUGCGUUUUUAAUACAGUACCUUACAAAAGUAUUCAUACCCACUGUACAAUUUAAUGUUUUUUUUGCAUCAGUGGAUUUUAAUGGGUUUUAAUGGGAUAUCUGUAAUAGAAUAACAAAGUACUGCACAAUUGUAAAGUGGAAGAUUUUUUUUUUAUAAAUAAAGAUUUUAAAAGUG
Girardinichthys multiradiatus is the source of this 2325-nucleotide messenger RNA. RefSeq names its product potassium channel subfamily K member 1-like. Gene Ontology annotation, molecular function: potassium ion leak channel activity. The record is from RefSeq and is a predicted model, not a curated record. Bases 124 to 1185 code for a protein of 353 amino acids. Lineage: Eukaryota; Metazoa; Chordata; Actinopteri; Cyprinodontiformes; Goodeidae. Gene Ontology annotation, cellular component: membrane. The transcript is spliced from 3 exons. Gene Ontology annotation, biological process: potassium ion transmembrane transport; stabilization of membrane potential.